UGUUUGUUGCACAACAACACUGAACGAACAGCUGACUGAACUAGAUUUCAAUUUCAAGAUCUCAAGAUCGAGCCUGAUGUUUCAGUUUGUUUGGAUCAGUUCCCAAGUUUUGUCGUUGAUCUUUACAAUUUUCUGACUGUUAGAUUUCUAUAGAUCUAUAUAGGCUCUAGAAUCUAGAUCUAGGUCGAACAUGGGUUUUGUUGGGGAAUCCAACGGUUAGGAUUCUACGUUUCUGUCCAAUAUUUGUGUGCUUGCACUUGCAACACAGUGUGUAUGGUGGUAUAGAUCUAGAAUCUAGAGACAGGGCCGAGUCUGCUCUUCGAACGUGGAGAAUGAAUCAACAGGUUGAUGAGGCUGUACCGACUGUCUCUGAGCUACAAGAUCAGCUCCGUCAAGCCAUUGACGGGCGUCACAUGGUGGAAGGGAAGCAGUACAUUGAUGCUCUGUCAGGUCAAGACACAGAUGCUCAGAGGCCAAGUUCACUAAAUCGCUAUGUCCAUUCUCAUCAGCCAGCAACACCUUUUCUUCAUGCCAUUGCCCGAGGGAAUCCAGAGCUAGCUCUUUAUUUGCUAGAGAAAGGCUGCAACCCUUUCGCAGAUACAGAUUCUGGUAAAGAGGGAAGUUUAAAAUUUCCCGAAGUCCGUCGUUCUAAGACUCUUUUUAAACUUUUUGAAAAAGCUGGAUUUCAGAAAGUGUUCUGCACAGUGUUAGAAAAAGCUGAAGAACUGAUUGUAAACAAAAAUGGGGACUCUGCUUUGCAUAUUAUAGUAAAGAAGAAACUCAUUGUCUUGUUUGAAGUAGCUCUUCGUUCGAAAUGGCUCGCAAGAAUGAUGAAGCAUUACAACAACCAGGGCUAUCUGCCAUUGCACAUAGCUGCAAGCUCCAACUUUGUUGAAUUCUUUCAAGUUUUUUCUCAACAGUGCUGCCCCAUUUCUUUAUUAAGGAGUAAUUUGUCAGCAGAUUGCGACUCUUCUCUUUUCUCUGAAGACCAUUCUGAUUGCAAAGAUAUUCAAAAUGGAACAAGCUGUUAUCUUCGAGACAAUGUCUUAGAGGCCAGCAAAAAUCUUAAGGUUAAUACAGCUCUCAAGUAUGCCAAAUGUACUGCUUUGCACCUUGCCGCUCGAGAGAAAUCACUAGUGAUAGUGAAAAUUUUGUUGCAAUUGGGUGCCAACGCGAACUGUUUGGAUGAGUGUGGAAGAACUGCACUAAUUGAGUGUUUAGACCACAGAGGAGAGAAAAAUAUAACUAGCUCUUUAAACACAGCUCUUUAUGAGGUAUGUCGAACGUUACUAGAGUCAGGGGCUAAUGCCAAUGUUAGAAGUCACAUCAGGUUCUCAGAACGACGUUCCAUGAGCAUCGAUGAUAUUCUCACCCCCUUACAUCUGGCUGCAAGGAUAGGGUUGAAAAAUGUUGUGGAGCUCCUGCUAGAAAAUGGUUCAAACCCCUGUCAGUUCAGUGGGGACACUGGAAAAAUUCCAGCCCAGUUUGCUUUGGAGCAAGGACAUAACGAGGCAGCUUUGACUUUGUUACGCUCUAGAUUGUACCCUGAUGGCUUCCUAGCUCAGCACGCAGACUAUGCCUUCAACUCACUUCUUCACUCUGCAGAUAAGUGCAACCCAGAAGUAACACAACUUCUUGUCCAGCUCCAGUGUCCCCUGGACAGACCAAAUGUGAAUCAUUUACGGCCUCUUGACAAAGCCAUUAGCAGCAAGAACAUUUCUUUUGUCCAGCUACUGUUAGAUACACAGCCAAGUAUUGUCAAUGUCCAGUUGUACCAAGACCCUAAGGCCUACCCUCCACUACAUCUAGCUGCUAGCUCUGGUGAUGUAACUCUGUGCAGGUUGAUUCUCUCCUACGGUGCUGACAUCUACACAAGGGCAUACGGCAAGCACCCUGCCUACCGCAAAGCUUUGAGAUUCAACAGGCAUGAAGUAGCUGUCUUUCUUUGUGAGCAAAUGUCUCGUCCUUUCCCACCUCAGGUGCAAGAAGACCUAAAAGACCAUCUGGACCAGCUUGAGACACCAUUAUCUCAACGACUGAAGCAUCGACUCGAGUCUGUCCCAUCUCUUGUGGCAUUGUCCCUAGACGCUAUCAGACAAGUGUUCAUCAAGAAGUAUCUGUGCUUUAAAUAUAUGGACCACCUCCCUCUCCCAGCCUCACUAAUUAGAGCUCUUAAGUAUCAAAAUAUAGAUUGUUCAGGAUGACUUUUUAUUUGAUAUUCUUUUUCGUUUCACUAGUUGCUUCUUCUUCUCUAAGAUGUUUAAUUAGAGUAACCACUUCUGAUACGCCAGUGUCUGUGAGUUGAAACAGCAUGCGUCCUGAAUGAUCUAAAGUGUGUAAUUCAUGAGCUUGUCCCACUUCAUGUCUUUCGUGAUAGGUGCCUAUAAUAUCAUUUCUUGGGUAUAACAGACUUCAAUGAUGACAAGGUCCUAAAUUUAGAAACUUGGUAGAUCAUCAUCUUCUUCUUAGUUUUUUUUUCAGUUGUCAGGUGUUGCAUUUCGGACCUUUCUGCAAUUAAAAAACCCCUCUUGACUCUUGUGUUGUUUGGAUCAAAGUAAGAUCAAAAUGGGUAAAACUCAGAGUCUAUUCAGUAUUUUUAAAAUCUAUGAAGAAACUAUAUUGCAGAAGAACCUUUUAUGAACCAACACUCUCAAUUACUCAUAAAUGAAGGCAUCUAGUACUAGUUGUGACAGCAAAACAAACACGUUGGCAACCAUUAAGAUUUAAGUUUGAGUUGCUGUUUGGUUUUGAGAGCAAAAGGGAAUAGUCCACCUGAAAUUCAAUCUGAAUUAGUUACUGUAUAUGGCAAUAAUGUGAUGAGUAAAAACUAAAGAGGUACAUGUGUAAUCACUGGUGCAGUUUGUUAGGAGAAGGGCCUUCCAACUUAAGGGACACGCCACUUUCAGGACUUCAGUGUAACAAAACAAGAUGUAGAUUGAUGCACUUUUCUUUGGGAUAGGUGAAUCAACAUGCGUGAUAUUUCUCUGUCAGUAGAGCUUCCACCAACUGCAAUUCAAAGUAUAAUUUACCACCUGGGAUAUCUCUAAGAAUAGGCUUGAUUGACCCCUAAGCUAAGAAGAGUAGCUCUAUUAUGUAAGCAUCCCACAUGUAAAGGUUUUAUUUGAAUCACAAUAAUUUGUUGGUUCUUUGACCAUUUGCUGUACUUUCCGAACAAUCCUUGAAGUUGUUUUGGUUCUAAGCCAGGUUUCUAUAUUCUGUUGCUGUCUUCUGAUAGGUUUCCCCAUUACUCCCUUGCCUUCUGCCUUUGCUGCUUCUAGAAUUUUUAUUUUGAGUGAAUCAUGGCAUUUUACAUGCCUAGAGUUCUUCAGUAUCAGUUUGAUUAUGAUCUGGAAAAAUGUUGGUGUUUCUAUACCUAUUCUUUCUAGUACGUUAUCAUUCUUUAAUUUCUGUCUCCAGGAUAUUUUCAGAGUUCUUCAAAAACAUUUCAUUUUGAAAGCUUCACAUCUGAAGUGGGGAAUAUGGUAUUUCUCAGAAUUCUUAUUUUUCUAUCUCUGCAUUGUCCUUUCUAGAUGUAUGUCGACUAUUGCUAUUUUUGAUGUUGAGAUUACAAUUCAUUUAGUCUCUGGUUUGUUUUUUUCCUUUUGCCUCAAUCCUGUCUAAAAGAUAUUCAAAACUGUAUUCUCUUUCUAUAUACCUUGAUCAUGAUAUGGGAUUCCCAAGAUAUAUUAUAUAUAUAUAUGAGUAUGUCCUCAUUGUGGCUCAGAAAUAUUUUCCCUUAAUAUUUGAAAUGAAAUGUGGAGUUUCUCUAGUUUAAAUAGUAUUCUAUAAAAUGUCCUCACAUUUUUCUCACUGUACGUUUUGUAUGAUGAGAAUAAAAGCUUAGUUCCAGCGCUCAUAGCACUGUAUAAUGUAAUUUCAGAUUUCCAUUUAAAGCUGUCCAAGAAGUCCAGUUUUCCAUUUUAGUCUUUUGUCUGUUACCAUUUUCACACCUUCCUGAGGCCAUACACGAAGAGAAAGUGUAGCUGCACUUUUGAGCCUUAGUUCAGAGCACAUUGAGAUCAGGUUUUGUCCCAUAUGGUAGCAGCUUGCGAAAUGAACAGAUUUCCGUUGCUUUCCCCACAAGUACUCGUCAACUCAUACAGCUUCAUUUUGUAGAUGGUAGGCCUACAAGUAAUUUCAGCUUUUUACUCCAUUCUUUUCUCUUUUCAUCAUAACAAUAUUUAGUUUUUUUAAGACAAUGAUUACCGGUGUCUGUAGUGUAACACUUAUGUUCUUUACUAUUGCAUGCAGAAGAAAUGAGUUUGAUUUUUGUGUAGAGAGAAUUGUAAUCGAGUAUCUGAUCUCCAUCUGUCUUCCGGGACAGUGUCUCCUUCUCAGCCUUGGUUGGACCUGACAUACAUUGCUGAAAUUGCCAUUUAAAACUGGCCAUACUAAUUAAUUAAUAUUAUGGUGUCUUUUUAGUUUUAAUUCGACAGAAAUGCAUGGCUAAGAAUAGAUGCUUUUACAAUAUCUUUCUUGGCUAAGGUGUUCUCCUGUACUUUAACUGACCCACAUACUUUUCUUGCUCCUGAAGAGACAGUCGGUACAUUCAGAUUAACGGGUCUAAUAAUGUUAAUCCAUGACAAAAGUGGAGUGGAUGGGUGCAAGUCUGUUGUUCACAAUACUUCUGUGUAGAAUUGCUUUCUGUGUAUUUUACAAGGAUUCGUGAAUAAUGCUGUGUCCUGUCUAGAGUAGUUUAUGGUUGUUCUAUAUUUUUACUGACUUUUGCAGCUUUUUUCUUUGCGUAAAGCGUCAAAAUCUUGUUUUUGUUGAUUAGCUGUUUGAGUGAAAUCUUGUCUGAAAGGUUUUUCACAAGAUAGUUCUUCUGCAUUGCUUCAAAGGGGAGAAAAGUUAGAAUGGCACAUCACAUCAGGUUUUCAUUGUGUUGAUGGAUUAUUAUGAUUGUGUUGCGACAUGGUGGAAUCAGGUGCUCGUCGAUUGUUGGGGUUAUUAUAGAGUUUAUUGCUAUCAUCUUAAAGCUUGAUCAUUUGUCUUGCUUUUAAUAAUAAAAGCAAUUCAUCUGUCUUGAAUACAAGUUGAGAUAUCAGUAAUUGGAGAAGGUGGUGUCGUGAAGUUAACGAGGAAAUGAUCACGAAAGUUUUGUGAUUUCCAAAUCUUGGUAGCCCUUGUAUAUUGCAAAUUUACAUUUCCUGUGCCUUUGAUAAAUGUUUUUUCCCAGUAAAAUAGCACAAAAAUGUGUUUUUAAAUGGACAUAAAAGGUCUUGAGUCCCCCCCCCCCCCCCCUCCGCCAUGCCCCCUAAAAACGUUGAUAUUGCCCAACGAGUACUUGGAUUUUCCCAGUCACCUGAUUUCAACACAGUGCCACACAUUGUUUCCUCUGUUUUUGGUUUUUAUCAGCAUAUGUUAUGAGCAUUGUUUUUGUACUUUAGUAAGGCGUGUUGGUUUUUGGUGUUUCUUAAACUCUAAUGCAUGUCCUAUAUUCACUGAAAAGUGAUACUGUGUACAAUGGAAAAUCAUUUGUUUACUUCUUUCCUUAACCCUUACAGCCCCAGUCGCAUAUAUUCCCCUCACAAGUUUUCGUUUUCCCCAGCACAGUCAAUUGUAUUUCCAUCACAGGGUGUGGCCACCUGAAACCCAGACUGGUAUUUUUGCUGAAAAAAUUUAUCCAAUUGUCCGUGGAAAAUAUUCUACAUGUUAUCUUCUUAAAAUUCAAACAAAUGCAGUGUAAAAAUAUUUUUAAUGUCUGCUAUAAAUUAAAGACACAAUCAGUAUUCUCUGGGUCUGAUGAGUGAAGAACUCCAAUAUUAUCUAUGUUUGAUAGAAAUGAGAGUUAAAAUAGCCUGGUGCUGUAAGGGUUAACAGUUUUUCUUUCUUCAUCACUGUUGUAUGUUGUGUUAUCAACAGUUUUGUGGCCUCAAUGUAAGUGGUAGUUUGUGUUUUGUUCUUUUGGUUCUGUAUUGGCAGAUAUUCUUUUUCAGUUUUUGCUAUUCUAAGCACAAAAAACACACAUUUUUAUGGUAGUAGUUCUGUUAAUUAUUGUCAUUUUUUUUACGUGUGGUUCUUUCUGUUAAUUCAAUUAUAUGUUUUGUCCAUCUCAUGUCUUUGAAGGGGAGAGGGAGAAGAGUAAUACAUUGAUUUUCUGAAAAGAGUGAUGUUGACAAAGUGUCCUUUGAAGAUGUAGGCUGCUUGCAAUGAACAAAUACCCAGUUACUUGGAUGUACCGGUACUCUAAGUAUGUGGUGAUCAAUGGCAUUAGUUGUUAAAAUUUCGAUGUGUUGUGUUUACCUUCAGUUUGCUAGAAAUCUUACACAUGCCUUCUGUGUUCAUGUAUACUUAUUUUUCAUAUAGUGUUUGUCUUUUUCUCUACUAUUUUGCCUUCUGUUGUUCUCAACGUCAUUGCUAGUCUGUGAAGUCAGUGAAAUUUUCUUCUUCUUCUUUGUCAAUGAUUUGUUUCCAAUGCUUUUAUUUUCUUGCUGAGCUAUUUUUUUUCUUUCAUGAAUUACUGAAGCCCGGUCUGAGCUGUUUUUACUUAUUUCAAGGUCUAGUAAUUGCCUAAUCGACACAUGGGAUAAAAUUGUUGUUUGUUUGGGAUUGAUUUAAUGGAAGAUGAAAGAUCUCCGCAAAGCAUUUGCGCAUUUUGCAUCAGGCGUCUGAAGUGUUUCCACAUAUGGUAUCUCAAUCUGACAAGUGGUGAAAAAAGCUGUUCAAUGUCAUGUUAAUGUUUAGCUCUGAGUUCCAUUCUAAUGCACGCUGCACCUUCCAAUUCAUCUUGAGGCUAUCGGUACUGUUUUUAGCUGUAGAUAUUGUCCUAGGUAUUCUGUUUUUCUUCUUGAGGAGACGAAAAAAACUGCUCGUUGUGAUUUUUGUAUGCUCUUUGAAACUUUCUACACUUAGUGUCCAAGCACUGUUAACGUUUUUACUGAAAAGUUGUAUAGUUCUCAUGCUUAGCAUAAAAUUGUGCCCUCUAUCUAACUAUGAUAAUAUGUACUAAAUUGAUUAUAUAAUAAUACAUCUGUGAAACAAUUGUGGUGCUUCCCAUUAUUCCUCUGUUUAGCUCGAGAAAUCAUCUCUCAUUACUUGUGCUCUCUGAUGUUUCCAUCCUCUAUGAAAUGUUGGUUUUAUUGACUUCACUGACCAGAGAUGACUAAAUACCUCUGUUUUACAAUGCCAGUAGAACAUUUGCUUACCUAAAUUAUGGGUAAAAGGACAUGCCACUUGUUCAUUGGGCAUUAAGUUUAAGCUAAACUACAGAUCCCAAGCUGAGCAUUCUUGAACGUGACUUUAUUUUCAGCGACAUUUUUACGCCUCACCUCCCAGUUGCCUUGGUGCAAUAGGAGAUGGAUGUUAAAUUCAGAGGUUCCGCUUUUAAAAUAAAAUUGAUCUGACACUUUUGAGAGGGGCAUAAAUCCAUAUAUAUCAUACUAAUAGUAUAGUUGCAUUCAUCUUCUGAUACCAAAACAACCAGGGUGUAAAGAUUCAUUUAUAUUAUGUUACAUUUUUGGCAGUAGUUACAUGAAAGAGAAAUGUCUUCUGAACAAAGCAUUUUUCAGUUGUGUAACUAUAACGUAUGUAUUGUUUUAUAAUAUCCUUUGUUGAUGGUAAGUGCUUUUGUUGGGUCACGAAAAGUUGCUUAUUAUGCUGAUCAUUAUUUAAUGUGGAUUUUCAUUUCAUUACAUGAUCAGUUGACAUUGGAUGUGAUAACUUUGUGCCUGACUAAAGAUUUCGUGAUAUAGAUGUUAUGUAUUUCAGUGAUAUAAUUACUAAUGACUAAAGUAUAUUUUAGUGACUUUAUUAUUAGUUAGUGACGAUUACCAUAAUUAUGUUGCAUAACUUCUACUUUACAGUAGAUAACUGCAUAAUGUGGCAUUUAGAGAUUUGACAUUUGAGAUCGAUUACUUACAGAUUGUUGUUGUUGUACUUGUUGUUGUUUUAUCAUUUAUAUCAUGUGAUCAUGGUUUCGUCAGUUGUCAAUGAUGUGCAAGUAAUUGGUUACCACAAUAAAGUCAGUCUUAUCGAACACCCUA
Molecule: messenger RNA, 7985 nt
Organism: Aplysia californica (California sea hare)
Lineage: Eukaryota; Metazoa; Mollusca; Gastropoda; Aplysiida; Aplysiidae
Product: ankyrin-1
Exons: 2
Coding region: 333-2204 (623 amino acids)
Molecular function (GO): protein binding
Source: RefSeq, a predicted model, not a curated record